GAUGAUUCUCAGUUAAACUGUAUCCUCUUCCGUUAUUUUCAUGACGACAACGAGUAGCCAAGCAAGUUGCCACUGCUUGGGUCGAGCGGCAGAUAGCUGCGUCUGUUCGGAAAGAUUGGAAAGCGCGGGUGUAGCCAAACUGAAACCAUGAUUUAUUUUACGCGUGCUUUUAAAUGGCUUUAUAUUACAAGCGCCUAAAGCCAGGACCCGACUAGGGUGUAUUAACGAUCGGAUAUUCCUAGCAGUCCCACCCUUCGCUGCCCGAGUCGUUGCGCUACGCCCCGUCCCUCGGGCGGGUGGGCUACAUCGAUAGUGAGAGGAAGACGGGACAUCUUUUUUACCGUGUUGUUACCUCCGUAUAUCUCACAACAAAUCACACGAUGGGGAAUACGACCUCCUGCUGCGUGUCUUCCAGCCCAAAGAUCCGGAGAAAUGCACACUCGAGGUUGGAGCCGUACCGACCCGAGCCCGAGCUCAGCCGAGAGGAUACAGGUUGCAACCUCCAACACAUUAGUGACAGAGAGAACAUUGAUGAGCUGAACUUGGAGUACAAUCCUUCAGACCAUCCUCGUGCCAGUACCAUCUUCCUCAGCAAGUCGCAGACAGAUGUUGUUCUUCCCAACAAGAAAGUGCGGGAAAAGAGGAAAAGCCUAUAUGUUAACCAUGUGAGUAUAAUCAAUUUCAUACAUUAUCCACAACACCCUGGUGGGCCAAUGAGACGUAAAUACAGCUCCUGCUCGACUAUCUUCCUGGAUGACAGCACCGUCAGCCAGCCCAACCUCAAAUACACCAUCAAAUGCGUCGCCCUUGCGAUAUAUUAUCACAUAAAGAACAGGGACGUCGAUGGAAGAAUGUUACUAGACAUUUUUGAUGAAAAGCUCCACCCACUUUCGAAAUCGGAGGUGCCGCCUGACUACGAUAAGCAUGAUCCCGAGCAGAAACAGAUCUACCGUUUUGUUCGGACUCUGUUCAGCGCCGCCCAGCUCACCGCAGAGUGUGCCAUCGUCACCCUGGUGUAUCUGGAGCGCUUGCUAACGUAUGCAGAGAUUGACAUCUGCCCUGCCAACUGGAAACGCAUCGUCCUGGGCGCCAUCCUGCUCGCCUCCAAGGUGUGGGACGACCAGGCCGUGUGGAACGUGGACUACUGCCAGAUUCUCAAAGACAUUACCGUGGAGGACAUGAAUGAGUUGGAGAGGCAGUUUUUGGAGCUGUUGCAGUUUAACAUCAACGUGCCAUCCAGUGUAUAUGCUAAGUACUACUUUGACCUGCGCUCUCUGUCAGAGGCCAACAACCUGAGCACCCCACUGGAGCCCCUGAGUCGAGACAAGGCCCAGAAAUUAGAGGCUAUCUCCCGGCUGUGUGAUGAUAAAUAUAAGGACAUAAGGAGAGCAGCCAAGAAGCGAUCGGUUAGCGCAGACAAUCUCACGGUGGUCAGGUGGUCCCCUGCCAUCAUAUCCUAACAGAGGUGCAUGUUGGGAAAACGGAUAGCGAGACAGAGAGAAAUGUUUAGGAGUGAUUCACGUCUUUCUGAGAGAAAUGCUUUGCCUCUUCCUCUGUGCAGACAGAUGACUCCUCCGUGCCUAUGCAUGGUUCUCGAACCCCGGGGCAGACCUGGCUCUUACCCAUUCUGUACAUACUGAGAUGCCUGGAUUAAAAAAACAAACAAACAAACAGACUCUUUGAACCUGUCACUCAGGUAGAGUAUGGACUGCUGCUUCAGUUGCAGGGAAACCACUUGACAGAAGGAUUCGGAUGAUGGGAUUGAGAAACAAAAAAGAAAUUUAAAAAAAAGAAAAAAACUUGUGGAUUGACAUUCCAAUGUCUGUCUUAAGUUGGUUAGUGUUCUGAACUUGGAGGCAUUUGAGAUUUUUUUUUCU
Molecule: messenger RNA, 1877 nt
Organism: Chanos chanos (milkfish)
Lineage: Eukaryota; Metazoa; Chordata; Actinopteri; Gonorynchiformes; Chanidae
Gene: ccny
Product: cyclin Y
Exons: 11
Coding region: 381-1460 (359 amino acids)
Biological process (GO): regulation of cyclin-dependent protein serine/threonine kinase activity
Molecular function (GO): protein kinase binding
Source: RefSeq, a predicted model, not a curated record